This is a messenger RNA of Amblyraja radiata (thorny skate), 1187 nucleotides long. It is a transcript of the gene lrrc3, whose product is annotated as leucine rich repeat containing 3. Gene Ontology annotation, molecular function: protein binding. The transcript is spliced from 2 exons. NCBI's taxonomy places the organism in Eukaryota, Metazoa, Chordata, Chondrichthyes, Rajiformes, Rajidae. The record is from RefSeq and is a predicted model, not a curated record. Bases 243 to 1028 code for a protein of 261 amino acids. Gene Ontology annotation, cellular component: plasma membrane.
ACAUUCAGGUGAAGGUCUUUGACUGAGGGAGUGUGAGAAUGGAGAAGAAAGGAUAACAGAGAGAAUAGGAUUUGAAAUAAAAUAAACAGCUGCAACAAGUAGAAUUGGAUCUCAGUGAAAACAACUGGAAUCUUGUACAGUCUGCAGGUUUUCUUCUGGAGGUUGAAGCUGGCCUUUGAGUGCACCGACUCUUGUCAGAAUGGGUGAGGUACGUUGAUGGACGGCGCAGAGAUAUCCUCACCAUGUUGCAGAUAGGCAUGCCAUGGCUCCAGCUCAAGACUGCAUCAUCUGUGGCCUUGGGUGGUCUCUUGCUGCUGUUAUCUUCAGUUCAAGCGGCCACCACCACAUGUCCCAGAAGCUGCCUGUGUUUUGCAAAGAAUGGCAAGUUUGUACGCUGCACUGGCAAGAACCUGAAAGAAAUUCCCAAAGACCUCCCUGCUGAUACUGUGUCCUUAUACCUAAACUCCAACAGGAUAACCAAAAUACCCAACAAUGCCUUCAAGGACUUAAACCUACUCAAGGAGCUGGAUUUAUCCAAAAAUGCCAUUGAGUCAAUAGAUACUGGAGCAUUUAAAGGAAUCCCAGAUGGCCUCAAGAUGCUCGAUCUGUCGAGCAAUCAGAUCCAGAGUGUACCGAAGGAGGUCUUUGGUAAAAUUAAAGCGAAGAUCCGACUCUCCAACAACCCAUGGCACUGUGAAUGUACGCUGCAGCAGGUCAUCCAAGAGUUGACGCUGGACCCAGAGACAGUCAACGACUUCAUCUGCCAGUCCUCCGUGCAGGAGGAAUACACAGGAAAGCCACUCAUUCAGAUUCUCAAUUCAGGUAUCAACUUCUGCAACAUUCAUCAGAAGACGACUGACAUCGCCAUGUUCAUCACCAUGUUUGGCUGGUUCACCAUGGUCAUAUCCUACAUCGUGUAUUAUGUGCACCAGAAUCAGGAAGAUGCCAGGCGACACCUUGAGUACCUGAAGUCCCUUCCCAGUACACAGAUCACCAAGGAGUUUGACACAAUCAGUACUGUACUAUGAGGUGGAUUAUCCUCUGUAGCCUGACAUCAAUCCAACCUUAAUACUGGAUGAGUCAGUAGGAUUCCUGGCUCAACCACAAGUGCCUCGUUAGCUAAUUAGAGAUUGUAUGCUCUUAGACUUUUUUUUAAAUACUUUUUUUGUGCAUUGAAGUUCCUAAUA